This is a messenger RNA of Vidua macroura (Pin-tailed whydah), 6882 nucleotides long. It is a transcript of the gene BPNT2, whose product is annotated as 3'(2'), 5'-bisphosphate nucleotidase 2. NCBI's taxonomy places the organism in Eukaryota, Metazoa, Chordata, Aves, Passeriformes, Viduidae. The record is from RefSeq and is a predicted model, not a curated record. Gene Ontology annotation, cellular component: endomembrane system. Bases 225 to 1295 code for a protein of 356 amino acids. Gene Ontology annotation, molecular function: 3'-nucleotidase activity. Gene Ontology annotation, biological process: skeletal system development; phosphatidylinositol phosphate biosynthetic process. The transcript is spliced from 5 exons.
GGAGGCGCAGAGCUCGGGAACGCGGCGGCCGCGGGGCAGCGGGACGUGCCCAGUGCGCGCGGCGGCUCCGCCUCCGCCUGACCCGGAUACAGACGGCGCUGCCUCCCGGCCGCGAGCGUGGAGCCGGCCCGGCGCCGCCGCAGCAGCAGCAGCAGCGGAGCGCCCCGGCCGUGCCAUGGGAUUGUGGUGACUGCCCGGCCCCGCCACCCGCCCGCCCCGCGGCCAUGGCCCCCAUGGGCAUCCGCCUCUCGCCGCUCGGCAUGGCCGUGUUCUGCCUGCUGGGGCUGGGCGUCCUCUACCACCUUUACUCCGGCUUCCUGGCCGGCCGCUUCGCCUUCUUCAUGCUGAGCGAGCCGGCGGCCGGCGGGCCCGAGACGCCCCACGGCUCUGCGCCCGGCGGCGCCGUGGACCUGCGGGAGCUGCUGGCCGUGUCCGUGCUGGCCGCCGUCAGGGGCGGGGAGGAGGUGAAGCGGGUCCGCGAGGGGAACGUCCUCAACGCCAAGGCGAAGGGGAAGACGCGGGAGGGGGCCGAGGAGCAGCUGACCACCGGCGACCUCCUCUCCAACCGCAGGAUGUUCUACCUGCUGAAGGGCGCCUUCCCCGCCGUGCAGAUAAAUUCUGAGGAGCGUGUUGAUACAGCUGAUCAGGAGACAGUCUCCUGGGAUCACAGUAUUCCUGAAGACAUAAAGCAAAAAAUACAGCCUAAAGAGGUGCCAGCAGAAAGUGUCACUGUCUGGAUCGAUCCGUUAGAUGCUACACAAGAGUACACAGAGGAUCUUCGACAGUAUGUCACGACAAUGGUUUGUGUGGCUGUAAAUGGUAAACCAGUAAUAGGUGUGAUCCACAAGCCCUUCUCAUCUUACACAGCUUGGGCAAUGGUGGAUGGUGGGUCAAACGUAAAAGCUCGUUCCUCCUACAACGAGAAGACUCCAAGGAUUAUUGUGUCCCGCUCCCAUGCAGGAAAAGUUGAGCAGGUUGCACGGCAGACAUUUGGAAAUAAAACUGUGAUAAUCCCCGCUGGUGGAGCAGGUUAUAAAGUGUUGGCCCUCCUUGACGUGCCUGAAAAGAAUCAAGAAGAAGCUGACGUGUAUAUCCAUGUCACCUACAUUAAGAAGUGGGACAUAUGUGCUGGAAAUGCAGUGUUGAGAGCAUUGGGUGGCCACAUGACUACCCUGACUGGUGAAGAAAUUAGUUACACUGGCUCAGAUGGCAACGAAGGAGGACUUAUAGCCAGUAUCAACAUGAACCAUAAAGCACUAAUUGAAAAACUUCCAGAUCUGGAAAAAACAUCAUAAGCAUGACUGGUGAAGAAGUACAAGUUGUGCUUUUGUAGCCUCCAGAUGCCUCUGUCUGAAGAAGCAGGUGUAAAAACCUGCUGGGAAAGAUGCACAGCAAAGCAAAGCAGUUUGGUGUGGGUUUGGGGACUAUAUCUUGCAUUGGGUUUUGUCAGUGGUGGUAUUUAAAAUGAAUAAAAUAAUAAUAAUUGGAAGUAGGAAGGGGACAAUGGUCUCACACAUCAGUUUCCAUGGGGUUUUUUUUCAGACUGUUUUCAUGCAGUUCUUAUACUCAAGGUGCAUUUGCCAUAUAUAUUGGUGAACAUAGGUGAACUAAAGAAAAAUCCAAAUUUUUUGUAAAAUAACCUAAGUAUUUCUCACAGGAAUUUCUUGAAACCUUUUACAUCUUACUGUAGUUUUAGUGAUUCCAUAAUAAAGUAGGUAGGAAAAAAAGCUUGAUUUUUAUAGGCAUCUGAUAACUGUAAACAGUUUAUCAGGAAUCAUGACCUCAUAUUUUGUAUCCCCUGAAUGGAAAGCACAAGAAGGUUGAUUCAAAUCUAUAUGCAGCAACAGUUUAUCUUUGACAGUGUGGCACUCUCUGCUUUUUAAGAGAAAAAAGGAAAUGUUUUUUGACUUCUUUCCUGAGGAUGUAAAGCAGUUUUAGUUCAGGUGGGUUGUGAAUAUCGGUGUUUUAUUAAUCUGUGUAAUUAUUUCCUUAUACCUUUUUAAAAGAAGGCAGCAUUUCCUUGUAUAGUUUUUAGCAGUUACUUCUUGUCCUUGAUUUCUGCAAGCAGUGUUGAAGAUGCAUGCUAGAUUUUUCUCUAAUGUAGGGCUUGUUCAUCAUGUGAUGUUUGUGCCUACAGAAGCAGCCUCUUCCUUCAGUAGCUGUUAUUUUGUUUGUUUGGGUUUUCUUUCCAUUGGACAGAGUCAUAGGGAAUGAGUUUUACAGAAAUUGUAGGUUGACUGGUUAUUUCCAUUUCCAACACAAGAUAUAAACCAGCACUUUUUCUACAACUCCAGGAAUAGCUUUGUCUUUUUACCUUGCAGCACACUCUUUCCUGCAGAAAGCUCUUUAGCCAUUCCACACAGCUUGUGCUUAUUUGGUUUGUGGUAAUUUACAGAGAGGGGAGAGACCAUUUGAACUUGAAUCUGCUUAAGCAAGUUUGAAGAACAUGUGGCACGUGAAGUACAGCAGGGUCUGCAAAACUUUAUUGAAAAAUGUUCUUUGCAAUCCAGUACAUACAGAACAGAACACAGGUCCUUUGAUAUCAAAAUGACAAUUUGUUGUACCUCUAAAAGUUACGGACUUCUGUCUCCAAACACAUAACCAUCUGCACUGUUGUUCUCUUCAUCCCCCUGAAAGGUUUCAGAAGGUUAAAAUAUGUGUGUUAUUUGAAUUAUCAGAAAAUAAGCUGUCCAUCUCUCCUCAAGAAUGCUACAAUUUUUAGUUAAGAUAGAUGGUUUCUGUUCAAAGUUUGUUCACUAAAGGCUUAGGCUGCUUGAUCCAAACUCUUAAUUCUUUAAUUUUCACUUCUUUCAUAUUAAUGAGAAUUGCUCUUCUGAUUAAAAAGAGGCUUUUCUCCUUAGGGUCAGUAGUGGAGAAUGUUUAGAUUCUGCUUUCAACUUCUAGCUGAAGUUCACAUUUCCAAAAGACCUCCCAGAUGUUGCAUAACGACAGACACAGACUGUUAUUUCUUAAACUUACUGGCAAAGGACACUGAAGCUUAGUCAUACGAGCCUUUUGGUACAGGUAGUUUUUGGAGAACUUCUUUUCCAGUACAGACACUAUUGCUGCUCUUUGAAAAUAACUUUUACACAUGCAGAUAAUGCACAAAGCAAUUUUACUUUCAGUUCUUAAAUUUAAGAAACUGCUAUAUGCUAUGAAAAAUAAGCGAUCAUGCCCUUUUUAAAAAGGAUCUGAUCUAUUUCAAAAAGUUGAACUUCCGAACUUCAGUGAAAAAUAAAAGAAACAUAUUUAUCAAGGUUUUAACGUUUUACAAGAAGAUUGCAGCUUUUUAAAGCUGAUUUAAAUGUCUUAAAUCCUAAUUUAAUAAAAAAAUCUGUUUGUUUAUUUGUUAAAUGUUUAUUUGUUUAAGAACAACAAUGGAUGGAUUAAAAUUUAUAUAUGAGAAAUAGCCAUAGUUAGCCUAGUAUAAAAACCUGAUUGUGUCACAGAGAUCGAAUGCACAAUAUUAAGUAGGCAAUUAAGAUAAAAUCUGUGGCAAGUUGGGGUUUUAGAAUCAGCUUGAAAUCCUAUGUAAACAUACUUCCUAAAAAUGGGACUGCUUUUAUUCUGAGGAAUGCUUCUAUGCUUCCUUGUAUAAGCUGUGAUCAGACUUCCUGUAUGGGAAAUGAAAAAUAUUGUGUAAUAUACAAGGGCUUACUUGUAUCUUAGUUGAAGGCAUAGAGCAGUGAACAAAAGUAUUUGCCUGAUUUAUUUUUUCUUAGGAAAACAAAGUACCUUAGGAGAGGCCCUCCUUUCCUUCCUCCCACAUGCUGGUUAAAAUGCCUAGCCUUCCAUUAGGAAGACUUGUGCUUGUUUAGACACAUUAAUAUCCUAAAUUGCUUUGUUGCAAUGGAUCACAGUGUUCAGUACCUUUCACAGGGGACCGUUAUUGGCCUAAUCUCACUCCUGGUGAAAUUGAGGAAGAGGUGGGAGUGUGGUGCCCAGUUAGUUAUUUGUAGUAGAGCCUGAGCUGGUUUCCCACAGUUGAGAGCUAAGGUAGUGCUUGUGGUCUCCCAGUGUAAUUUAAAGAGUAGCUGCUUUGGUGUGAGACUAGGUGAGCAGCUGGUGAAUAUCAGUUUCAGAUGUCAUUUUGCAAUAAAUGUAACUCUUAUGCAGACCAGCAAGUAUUCACAAGUGCUUGCUUAGUGCACACAUCCCAGUGCACUUUGUAUAGUGUUAACACUCUGUGUCAUUUCUUUGACUGUGUUCACACUCCAUUCUGAAACGUUCUGCUUAAAUUCUGGCUUGAAUAUUUGUUUGGUCUCAUCAGUGUGGAUGUGACUUAACCUUAUGCCCAGAGGGUAGGAAAUCACGCCAUACCCACAUCUCACUGCUGGGCUACAGCAGUGUUCUUUACAUCUUAGCCUUUUCCACAUGAAGCUGUCGCACACCAUUUUUAGGGAUGCUACUUGAAACAAUUGCAUGUUGUAGGUGGGUCCUACAAAAGUAUAUAUUUUUUAAAAAGCUUAAUUAAAAAAAACAUAGUAGCAUUCUAGCUCCAAAUAAAGGAAGUAAGAGAAUGUAUUAUUUUAGCAUUGGUUUUCCAAUGGUGGAUAUUCUGAGUGGCUAUUGUGAUUAAGGUGAUUGCAAGUGAAAUUAUUCUAAAGCUGUAUGUAUUUUCUCUUUUUCAUUCUUCUAAAAAGGGUGUAUGAUAGCACAGAUAAUACCUGGUAUUGUACCAAGUCCUAGCUUUCAUUCCUUGAAUGAAUGUUUUCUAAAUAAAUGGACACAGAAAUAAAUGGGUUGGAUAUUGUAUCUAACUGUUUUUGAGAUUAACCUGUUUUCCAGACUUUUACAGAUGGAUUUAAGAGCUGUUUGUUCUGAUCUACAGAGCACAUAAUGAUAAUCAAAAUACUUAGCAGAUAUGGCAUACUUGGAGAGUGAGUUAACCAUACAGGUGAAGCUACAAAGUUAUCUAAUGGCAUUGUUCCAUACAUUUAUUUCAUGGUUGUUACAGGGAACAGAUUUUCUAAUUGGCUUGAGGUGUGAGAAAAGUUUUGAUUUUUUUUUUUUAAUGGCCAAUGGCUGGAGACCAGAGGUGGGGAGGGGAAUCAGUACUGGGUUUCAUCUCUGCUUUUUUGUUUAUAAGUAAGGGUAUUCCAAUGUCUUUGUAGCAUCCUGUUAUCUGUUUGGGUUGUACAAGAGUAGUGCAGUAUUGUGUACUCCUGAUUUAAUGUCUAAAACAAGGAGUCCACAUCUCCCAAGAAUUGUGCAGUGAAAAGUGACCAGGUGGCAUUCUGGGCAUAUGCUAGCAGAGAAUGGCUGCUUCAUUGUCUCCUGGAUGUCAUCCCAGUAGCAGUUUCUCUCACAGAAAACUGUUUUUCUGGGCUACUGUCUCCGCAGUUAUGCCCACCCUCUUUGUAGAUCUGUUUUCUGAAGUAAACAAGCAGUGGAAAGAAGGAGAUGACUGUGCAACAAAGGACAAUUAUUUUUGUUUCUUUAUUUUUAAAUUGCGGUAAUUGUUUAAUGUCUCUUGUCUUUUCAAGAGUUAGAUAAUGGUACAGAUAAGAUUCAAUGGACCGCAAAUAAAUGCCUGUGGGAUUUUAAGCCCAAGCAGGAGGAGGGCAGGAAGGACUGCUUCUAACCAAGGCAAACCUGAAUGAUGGCUUUCAGUCAGACCACUCAUGCUGAGCCCUUUUUCCAUGCUUUAGUGGUUUAGGCCCUUUCACACAAACAAUUACAGAUUUGACUCUGCCAAAAUACCACUGAUAGUCUUGUCUUUUAAUCUGCUGUCCUCAGUGAUAAAACUGGAUUAUAUCUGCUUCACUGUAAUCUAAUUUGCUGAGACAAGAAUGUGGUAAUCCUGAGGACCCAAUUGCUUGACUUGUGAACCACAACUUUUUUAUGGCAGCUCUUGCAGUGAUGACCUAGUACUCGCUGCAAGUGUCUUCCCCCCCCACAAGCAGGUCAUGAACCCACGAUCCAUAUUGAGAAGCUGUUGAAGCCUUAUAUAUUUUGGUUUUCAGGUGCCACAGCAGCUCUUUCAGCUCUUCUGUGAGAAGUGCUCAUCCAGUUUCCUGUCUCUGGAGCCAGUAAUUAGUGGCCACUUUUCCCUCUUUGCUUUUCCUCUCUGUUUUCUUCGGAUCCUUGAUCCUUUCUUAGUUGAUGUGGACAAGAAAAAUGAGAGAUCAGAGAUGAAGACAGUCCCAGAGUGAGAGGACCCCAGCAGUCAACUAUCCAACUUAUCCUGAAGCUGGUAAUGUUUGGGACUAAGGUCUAAGGUAGCGACUGAUUCAACCAGAAGUGCAGUAGUUGCCAACAAAAUAAUGGGAAUGUGAAGAGGUUCAUGCAAUUAGGGGUACUGAACAUACAGAAAAGAUGCAAAUGGACUAAGGAGGAGUUAAACACCCAAAAAUAAGGAGAAAAUGGUUUUUCAUUAUAAUGUUCUAAGCAUUUGGCAUUUGUGACCCCCUGGGUGCAGAGCUUCAUUGCUUAUGAAAGAGGCUGCAGUGGCCCUCUGUGAAAGGCCUGAUUUUGUUGAACUCAAUAGCAGUAUUCCCACCGUGAGCAGCACCAAGCCAGAUAAAACAGGAACAGUAAAUUAAGCUAAAUUCUGAAAAGCUCGACCUGUGUCAAUAGAGCAAACAACCUGGGUUGUGUUAAAGUUGCCUCUUAACAGCUUCAGUCUAUAUUUGGAAAUGUCAUCCCAGUGUCUGAGGUUCUUUCAGGUUUUUUAUGGUCUACAGCUGAUAGAGCCCACUUUCAGGUAACAUUGUUUUCUACUCCAAUUGUUCCUUAUUUGCAAUUAAUAUUUCAUUUUUUCUCUCCAAAGGAUCAGCAACACUCCAGCAUUUUUACUGUUUUCCCACCAAAUUGUAUUAGCAUUUUCCAAUUGUGUGCCAAAUUGAAAUAACAAUUCUAUAAAUAAAUUCUCUAAAAAUA